Armigeres subalbatus is the source of this 903-nucleotide messenger RNA. RefSeq names its product oxysterol-binding protein-related protein 11. Gene Ontology annotation, biological process: endosome organization; retrograde transport, endosome to Golgi; receptor recycling. The record is from RefSeq and is a predicted model, not a curated record. NCBI's taxonomy places the organism in Eukaryota, Metazoa, Arthropoda, Insecta, Diptera, Culicidae. The transcript has 2 exons. The coding region runs from base 62 to 688 and encodes 208 amino acids. Gene Ontology annotation, cellular component: trans-Golgi network; early endosome; recycling endosome.
ACUCACUCACACAUUUGUACGUAAGAAACAAAAUAAAAAGUGCUCAUACCAAUUUUUGAAAAUGGAAUCAAGUUUGAACAAAAUUUUAAACAUGAACAGACAGCAGCUCAGUGGUCAAUUAUACAAGUACACUAAUGUAGUUAAAGGGUGGCAAUAUCGCUGGUUCACGGUGGAUGCUCAAGCUGGCUUGCUAAGCUACUAUUUGUGUGAACCAUCGAAUGAUGACUCAAACCCACAUAUCAUAGGAAAUUCUCCUCGAGGCCAAGUGCACUUGGCGGCAGCCGUGAUUUGUCCCAGUGAUGAGGAUUCUAAAACUUUCACUGUUAAUUGUGCAUCCGGAGAUAUGCUUAAACUAAGAGCAGGAGAUGCGAGGGCGCGACAAGAAUGGGUUGAUGGUUUGAGGGCCAUCGUUGAAAGCCAUUCGAUUUGCGCUGCUUCACUUCCGCCAAGAGAUCAACUGGCGGCCAACGACGCCUUUGGAGCAGCUCGUCAGCAAAUGCAGCAAACGGAACUUAGUAAUGCUGCCCUGGCACGGGCGAUUGAGAAUGUGACCAGCCCUCUUGCCCCCACAGAUCCCGAUUUGCUAAUGCUGAAAGCAUUGUCUGCCGCCAGCACUCAUAGUUUGCUGCAGUGCUUAGGAUUACUACAGAGGCACCACGAAUUGGCCGACGCAAGGCUAGAACCUUAAGCUUUGGAAAAAUAUUGCAUGGAAAAUCCUUUCCCGUUAUUAAUCGUACGUUUUGUCCCAGCUAUUAAAUUCUCCUCGGUAGUAUUAUCAACGAUUUUAAUUUCGUAAACCUGGAGCAGAAUACUUGUAGAUACCUAAACUAAUUGUAAUCUUCUUUAAUACAUUUUUCACAAGCAAAAAAUGUGCGCAAGAAUAAAAAAAAUCCGUACAAGGUA